CAACCCAAGUUAAACGACACCGUAAAAUGCCUCUUUGGAGAUGGAUAAAAAACAUAGGGAUCGCUUCACCGUUGGCUCUUCAUUUCACAGCUCUCCGUCUUCUCCGGCGAUUGUUUCCCUUUUCUCUCGAAUUCUCGUCCCCGUUAAGGCUUUCUACAAGUUAAUGCACUAAGAGAAGAAGAAUUGGGGGAAAGAAAGAGAUGAGCUUUACUCAGGCUAAUUGUUUUCGACCAUCCUACCACUCUCCUGUGACGAGGAUACGUCGAGCUAAUGGUGUCUCCACCAGUGUAACUGCUUCGGUGUCUACUCUGUUUUCGCCUCUGUUAAGUCACAGGCGUAGUGGGAAAUGGAAGCAGAGUUCUGCUGUGUGCUUGUUUGGUGGGAAAGAUAAGUCCAAUGGUGGUGGUGACGAGAUAUCACCAUGGAAAGCAAUAGAGAAAGCUAUGGGGAAGAAGUCAGUUGAAGAUAUGUUGCGGGACCAGAUUCAAAAGAAAGACUUUUAUGAUACUGAAAGCGGCGGCAACGUUCCUCCUCGUGGAGGAGGCGGUGGUGGUAACGGUGGAGAGCGUCCUGAAGGGCCAGGAGGAGGAGGAGAAGACGGUGGUUUCGCUGGGAUUGCUGAGGAGACUCUGCAAGUUGUUUUAGCCACCUUAGGCUUCAUCUUUUUGUACACUUACAUUAUCAAUGGAGAGGAGUUGAUGAAGCUUGCGAGAGAUUACUUUAGGUUUCUUUCGGGAAAACCUAAGACUGUUCGGUUGACCAGAGCCUUGGAUGGUUGGAAUAGAUUCAUGGAGACCAUGUCGAAGCCGAGAGAGUAUGACGAGUACUGGCUAGAGAAGGCGAUCAUCAACACGCCGACCUGGUAUGACAGUCCCGACAAGUACAAGCAAGUCCUCAAGGCUUAUGUCGACUCAAAGACUGAUGAACAACAGUUCGAUUAAACACCCCUUGUCAGUUUCGCUUUUGUUACUUGAAGAGAUUCAUAAUCAUAAUUAAGGUUUCCUUUUUAGGUUCGUCUUCAGGUUUUUCAAUAAAUUGUCUUGUUCUUGAAUGUCAAUAUCUUUUCAAAAUUCAAUUUAUAAGCAACAAUUGCAGAUCAAAA
Brassica napus (rape) is the source of this 1102-nucleotide messenger RNA. RefSeq lists its product as uncharacterized. The coding region runs from base 201 to 941 and encodes 246 amino acids. Gene Ontology annotation, cellular component: chloroplast. The record is from RefSeq and is a predicted model, not a curated record. The transcript has 4 exons. Lineage: Eukaryota; Viridiplantae; Streptophyta; Magnoliopsida; Brassicales; Brassicaceae.